AUGGUUGAAACAUGGGAGACUCUGGUCGCGAAAAAGCAAGCAGAGGCUGCGGAUAAAAUCCCCUCUGCCUGGCGUUUGCCCUCCGAAUACACCGUGGAUGUUUCGGAGACAUCCAGCCUUAAUGUGCUCGAUAUACCGCGGCGCUCCGGUCUUUUGUCUGAGAAGCAGCUUGAAAUUACGGAGACCAACGAUGCCACGUCACUUCUUGAGAAAAUACGCAAGCAAGAACUCUCUGCGUACGAAGUUACCGAGGCGUUCUGCAUUCGCGCCGCGAUUGCACAGCAGCUGACAUGCUGUCUCACAGAGACUCUGUUUGACCGAGCUUUGAACCGAGCGAAAGAGCUGGACGACCAUUUGACGAAAACAGGGCAGGUUGUUGGGCCACUCCACGACCCGUGGCGACUGGACUCAUCAGUGAUCUCCUCUCCGUGGAGAGAAGUGAAGCCCAAGUCAACGUUCCGCCUUGGCUUGAUUGUGGAAGAUUCCCACUUCCCGAUCCACCCGCCUGUGCAGCGCACCUUGAACGAAGCAGUCAAGAAGCUUGAAGCAGCUGGGCAUGAAAUCGUGGCCCUAAAUCCACCUUCUAUUCGGGAUGCGUUGGUUUUGGCAUUCAGGAUGUUCGCUAUGGACCCAGAGGAAACAGCUUUCAAGCACAUCGCUGCCAGUGGAGAGCCUACCAUUCCGGCCUUGGCUUCCACGGCGCUACCGCAUGAAUAUCUUGAGGAAGAGCAUUUGCCCCGACUAUUGACUCUCUAUACGAGCUGGGGGCCCAGCGAAUCCAGUUCAAAGAGAAGUUCCGGGCGCUCAUCACGGAAGCACAAGUGGAUGCGAUUGUCAUGCCAGGUUUUAUGGAAUGUGAUGGAUUACCCUGCCUCCAUCGUUCCGUUUGGAAAAGCGGACAAGGCUGCCGAUGCUCCUUUUGUCCGUGAUGUGUACUACAAGCCACCUUACAAACCAGAUGAGAUUGAAGGUGCUCCAUGCUGUGUGCAGGUGGUGACAAGGAAUAUGCAAGACGAGGAGCUUGUGAAUGUUACCCGAGCUGUCGCGGACGUACUUGGCAGUCAAUGA
Penicillium chermesinum is the source of this 1068-nucleotide messenger RNA. Its product is annotated as Amidase. NCBI's taxonomy places the organism in Eukaryota, Fungi, Ascomycota, Eurotiomycetes, Eurotiales, Aspergillaceae. The coding region runs from base 1 to 1068 and encodes 355 amino acids. The transcript has 6 exons. The record is from RefSeq and is a predicted model, not a curated record.